AUGGAUUUGUUUCGUAAGCCCAAAAAACGGACUGCCCCAACACAGGUUCUGCGAAAGAAAGAGAGCUCUAGCGAUGAAGAGCCUGAAGAGAAUGUCAAGGAUUUGAUAGCAAAGCGACGUCGAGCUAACCCAAUGAUUCAAUCGACGAAGAAAAAAGAAAUGAACAACGCUCAACAUUCAGAAGAUGAUUCCGAUGAUUCAGAUGAUGCGAACAUUGCAGUGGCAACACAUUCGUUUGCGGCUACAGGAGAAGCUGGGCCAUCUGGACCUCUGGAUCAAGGAGCAACAUCAACCGUUGAGAUCGAUACAGACUAUUCCCGAGAUUCUCAAGCUCAAUUCGAACGUGUUCAACAGCAACUGAAGGAAGGAGUUGAAAAAGAUGGAAAGAUUCUUUACAAAGGAACUGCGAUGUAUGGUGCGAAAGAAGCUAAAGAUACAGCAAAAGGAAACGCGUCAAGUAUGUAUAAUCGAGUUGGUCCAAUUCGAGCUUCCCAGUUUCUUCGUGCAACAGUGCGUUGGGAUUUCGCUCCGGAUAUUUGCAAAGACUACAAGGAAACUGGAUUUUGUACAUUUGGUGAUUCCUGCAAAUUCGUUCACGAUCGCUCGGAUUACAAGCACGGAUGGGAAAUCGACGAAGAAUACGAAGCCGGAAAGUAUGGCGUAGAAGAUGAUGAGGAUUAUGAAAUUCGUGAUCAAGACGAUGCUUUCCCAGAAGAUUGUUUCAUUUGCGGCAACCCAUUCGUUGAUCCCAUUGUCACCAAGUGCAAGCACUAUUUUUGUACCAUGUGUGCAUUGAAUGCUUUCAAAAAAUCAUCGAAAUGCCCCGUUUGCCAUCAGAAUACUGAGAAGAUUAUGAACGCUGCUAAAGACUUGAUAAACUUCCUGAAGAGAAAGAAGAAAUUGGAAGCCGAGAAAGAAGCAAAACAAGAAGAAGAAGAACAGGAAGAAGAAGCAUCUGCGCAUGAGGGAUGUAGCCAUAAACACGGAGAUGAUCUGGAACAACAAGAUGAAGGUCCCGAAGUUGACGGUCAUGACGAAGCAGACGCUCCCGAUGGCGAAGGCUUAGAUGAAGAACAAGAAAUUCAGAUGGAAGAUGUCGAAGGUCUUGAAGGCGGAGAAAAUGAUUCCGAAAGCGAUGGCGAAGAAACCGAGGAUUGA
Caenorhabditis briggsae is the source of this 1158-nucleotide messenger RNA. It is a transcript of the gene Cbr-tag-331, whose product is annotated as Protein CBR-TAG-331. The transcript has 3 exons. Gene Ontology annotation, biological process: snoRNA splicing. Lineage: Eukaryota; Metazoa; Nematoda; Chromadorea; Rhabditida; Rhabditidae. Gene Ontology annotation, cellular component: U2-type spliceosomal complex. Bases 1 to 1158 code for a protein of 385 amino acids. The record is from RefSeq and is a predicted model, not a curated record. Gene Ontology annotation, molecular function: metal ion binding.